AUGACUGAAGUAGACACUUUUCCAGCUUAUGCUGCUUUCCAAAAGCAACUACGAACUCUUUGUUUAAAGGAAUUUCCGUGUGGAGCAGGAAAUUGGCGAGAAACUAAAGCAAAAAGUAUUCAGCAACUGAAAGCAAGUGAAAAUGUGGAUUCAAAGUAUUCUGUCACUCUGAAAGAUUUUGGUGCUCAGCAUGAAAAGACAGAGACACUUGAGGAAUAUGUUGGCUCCAAAUAUUCUCCCUGGCACUUGGACUACAGCUGGAGUGCUGAGGCUAAACGAUUACGUGAGAUAGCUGUGAAAUCACCAUGGCUUCUAGAUGACAAUUUCAUUCUGAAUCAUUUUCAAACAUUAAGAAUUGUGGAUAAAGGGGUGACGGAAGUUGAUGGUGAUUUAUUACGUUUUGGGAAUCUAAACGAGUUGACACUAAGUGCUAAUCAUCUUGUAACUGUCAACUCUAAAAAUCUUCCACCUAGUCUCAAGGUAUUGGAGUUAUGUGCCAACAAGAUUAGCGAUCUGUCUGCCCUGUGUGUGCGACCUCCUCAGUCCAUGAUACACUUAGGUCUAGGUUUCAACAAAAUAUCCUUCAUGGGUGACUACUUAACAGGGGAUUACUGGCCUCAGUUGCUGUCUCUAGAUCUAAGCCACAACAAUCUCACUGACCUUCUAGAUGUUGUACGAAAACUUGGCACCCUCCCUAAGCUACGGAACCUAAUACUGCAGGGUAACCCACUGUCUUUGAUAGCAGGCUAUCGUGGUUACACAAUUGACAGCAUGAGGAAGUUGAGUGUCCUUGAUGACAUCAUGAUUUCAGCAGAUGAACGUCAUCAUUACAAAGGCCUUGCUAAGAGAAGAGAGUACAUUCUUGACGAGGCUAAGGUGACUCUACAGGUCAGCUAUAUCAAAGGUCUACCAGUCCCUGAGGAGAUCAAGAACCCAGAAGAACAGCCUGAGUUCCCGGUCAUUGAAAGAAAGUACUAUGUGCAGUUUAUGUUCUUGCAUGAUACUGCUGGCAAGGGAGAUGUCCUGGAGGUGUCCCAUGAUGAUCUGGGAGAAUUAUCCCCACUCCCUGGCGAGGAACAAUCUGUUUAUUCCGAGGAAGCGAUCAGUGCCCUAAUGUCUGAUGAUCCUGAGGAAAACUCCACGCCAGCAGAGGCUGCUAAAAAUGUUAACUUUACUGCUGAACCUGAGGUUGUAAUAGCAAGGGAACCCACAGAAACAGCUACUGAGCAGGAGAAGCUGUCUCCAGCCAAGUCGUCCACACCCAAGAAGGAAGAACAGGAACAAUUGGAGGAGGAGAAGAAAGAGCUCCAGCUGGAAGCCAUUAAACUUGGGGGUGCCACUUGGGCAGAGGAGGUGGAGAUUGAUGCAUCACAGCUUGUCAUCCGGGAUGAACUCCUUGACCUUCGCAAUUUCUUCAAGCAGGGCAUGCAAUUCUCUGUUGUGGAGGAAAUGACCCUAUUUGAGCCUGUUCUGUCCCCAAAUUUCCCUGGGUCAGCAUCAUCACGGGGGUCACGAAGCUCCCGGACUUCCCGGGGGUCACGACCCUCACUUCAAUCUUCAGGCAGCAGAAAGGUGAUGUGUUUCCCUAAAGAGGAUUCACAGUGUAGCACACCCACUAAAAAGGAAAAAGACAAGGAAAAAGACAAGAAAAAGGACAAAAAGGAUGACAAAGCUAAAGGAGGAGGGAAGGAUGACAAAAAGAAGAAAGGAAAGAAAGAGCCAGAGGUAGAGAUGAAGCGCAUGCCACCGACAUAUACCACACUGGCCACGUGGCAUCAACCUUUAGAGGAGUUCCUGGAGGGCGAGUAUGAGAUGACUGCUGUCUUUACACAUGGUGGCAUCGAGGUUGCCUCCACUGUCAAAAGUGUAGACACAGACUCGAAAAAGGCGGGUAAAAAGGAGGACAAGAAGAAGCCGGGGACACCAAAGAAGAAAGAUGAAGGAAAAGGAGGCAAAGAGAGCAGGAAAAGUAGUGCCGCCAAGGGAGGCAAGGAAGACAAAAAGGGAGACAAAGGCAAAGGGGCCAAAGGAGCCCCCACAACAGUAGAUGAGGAAGGGGAUGAACCAGCCCCACCCCCACCACUCGAGGUCCAGAUCUCAGUCAAACUCCAUCACUGGCGCACUGCACACGACUCCCUCAAGGAGGAGGAGGAGAAGAACAGAGCACUUCAGCAACAGCAGCAAGUGUAACUAACUUAAAAAUCAGGAAACACUCAAAGUAAUGCCACCUUCAAGUCAUUAAGUUAUGGAAGACUUCAUGUAAACAACUAGGGUCAACCUAGAACAAAAACAAACAGAAGUUUACGUAAUAUAAUCCUGAGAAAAGGUAUCCUUUUGUGGCUUGUAAGGUUUUAAUUGGACAGUGGGAGCAAAGAAAUCAGUAUCCUAUAGUAAGCAUAAGGAUGGUAUUAGUCACGCCUGACUAAACACUUCUCACGGCGUUACACAUUCCAAUCACUGACAAGAUUGCAAUUAUUGUUUGCAUCUCACUGCAUAACUUAUGUCUGAUCUAAAGAUCCUUAAACAUAUUCAAUAAUAUCUAUUUCAAACAUUGUCAGAAAGUGAUAUGUUGUGAUAUUGGCCUAUUUCAGUACUGUUAAGUGUAUCCUGUUGUAUCAUCAGUAUAUAAAACGACAUGAUAAAGUGAUAUGUUGUGAUAUUGGCCUACUUUAUACGGUUUCGUUUAUAUAUUGUGACUUUUUUACAAAUAUAUUUACCCACCUCUAUCUGAUCCUGAGAAUAAAUGUUUUCCCGUAAUUAUAUUUCUUCUCAGUCCAUUCCCUUUUUUUACUCAUAAGUGUUUUGCAGCGUUAGCGCAAAACUGAAGUUUCCAUAACUAUGACAGUUCUACACGACUUAUCCUCCCUAUGCUCUUUAGCGACACCAGCCAUAUCAUUGUAACAUGUACAGGUUCUGGUAUCAAAACACCUGCAUUCUUAUGAUUAUGUCUGUGUCUACCUUGUUGCAGUCAAGUCAACAUUUCAAAACUACAGAAAAUAAACAUUUUUUUUUUUUUGCUCUGAAAUUGGAAGUAAACAAAUGACAGACAGGAAUAAUGACAGAAAACAGAUUUCUCAGUAUAAUUAUAUAUUACAUUCAUUAUUGAUAUCAAACAUCCAUUUUCAGAAAAGAAAUAAGAACAACAAUAGAACAACAAUAUUAAUGGAAUAUUCUUUCUAAAUUUCACAAUUUCAUUUGAAUGAGAUGGUAUUAAUUGUCUGGUUGAGAACUAAUGUGAAAGAAUUGUCUGUUGAAGAUAAAUGGUUUAGAGAAGUCACUUAAAUAUUAUAAUUUAUUGGCAAUAAGAAGUUCUUUCUCUGAGAACAUGCUAUCAGUGUUGAAGUUCACAAGAGAUAUCUAAAUAAACAUGGAAUUCCAGUAUAUUUUUAUAAAUGUGAUAUACAUACAGAUCUGUGAUAUACUGUUAAGAUAAGCUGUCAAAGUAAAUACUGUUUAUGUUUAUAACAAUGCCAAACUACUUGUA
Molecule: messenger RNA, 3484 nt
Organism: Ylistrum balloti
Lineage: Eukaryota; Metazoa; Mollusca; Bivalvia; Pectinida; Pectinidae
Product: leucine-rich repeat-containing protein 43-like
Exons: 15
Coding region: 1-2190 (729 amino acids)
Molecular function (GO): protein binding
Source: RefSeq, a predicted model, not a curated record